Penicillium verhagenii is the source of this 12492-nucleotide messenger RNA. RefSeq lists its product as uncharacterized. The transcript is spliced from 2 exons. The coding region runs from base 1 to 12492 and encodes 4163 amino acids. NCBI's taxonomy places the organism in Eukaryota, Fungi, Ascomycota, Eurotiomycetes, Eurotiales, Aspergillaceae. The record is from RefSeq and is a predicted model, not a curated record.
AUGCUAGCCGCGGCUGAGCGCGAUGAAUACGGUGCUUCGGGGCUCGAGCAGAUGGCAGAGGUUGCAAUUAUUGGCGCAGCUAGCUUAGCAUUGGGAGAAGAUCUCUUUCGACAGCGACCUCGAAGCCGUUCGACAUCUCCUCGUGCCGCAGAGAAAGCCCAUGAUCUGGCUCCAAAGUCCCAGAGUAGACCAUCAUCUCCGGAAGUGUCCCGAAAUCAGGAUCAGUCACGACGCAUGUCUAUCAACCAAUCGACAGAGUCGCCAACUGCAGUACCUUUGCAUUUCCGCCGACCCCCAAUGUCUCCUGGUCUACACCGCUCCGUGCCAUCGGAGGCCCCGACUCCUCCUGGCUCUACCGGCUCUCCAACUCAAUCUCGCCAUCGCCGCCCUAAGUCUGUCGAAAUGUCAGGUGAGAUGCGUCCACUGUUUUUGGUGGAACGUCAUGGCUCAAACAAGGUGGAGCCCGUGGUUGAUGAAAUGCCCUCACUUCCAUCCAGCAAGGCCUCCUCACGAGCUCCAUCUGUUGAGAAUCUCAGAGCUCUUAACGAUGAUGAUGCUGUCAACAGCUGGGAGCCUAUUGAUCCCACUCCAUUGAUUGAUAGCGGAAGACCGAUGGGUCUCAGGAUAUCUACCGAGCAAGCCAAUGAGCCUCAAGCAGAAUAUGACGUUCUUGACUCACAACAAGCAACUCCAACAGCAGAGAGCUUUGGUCAAGUUUCAGAGUCAGCCAGAAAGAAGAAGCUAGAACCCGAGUUUUAUUCUCCAUCAGACCUUCUGCGAGACCCUGCAGGCUACCCGGUUCCAUCAUCAAACCUCGAGGCUCUUCCUUCGCCCGAGGGCUCAGUGAUUGCCGCGAAAGACCUACCUGAAAAUGCAGCUGGUGACCAGGAGCAUGAGCGUGGACUUGAUUCUGUGCAAGAGCCUACUCCCCAGCCUGAGGAGGAAGCUAUUACUGCCGAGAAAUCGACGCCUGACGCCACCGGUCUUGGUUUUGCUGGAUUCGUGGAUGCCGCUGUUAUUGCAGCUGCCAAGGAGGAUAGCAAGUCUGAAUCCGCCGACAAAGAGAUCUCUGAGCCUCUCGCCCAGCUAGAUGACCAACCUGCCCCGGAGGCUGCCGAUCAUGAGGCCCCCGAGAAGUCUUGGCCUGAGCCGCAAUUUGAAUCCUCUACUGCCGCUGAAGCCACACUGCCAGAAUUUUCCGAUAUUGUCGAUGCUGCAGUUGCUGCUCAGGCAAGCCAGGAUAUUAAGUCUGCUAGUGAAGAUCUUGGUGAGCCUGGCACAGCAGUUGAGGAGCAGCCGCCCGCUCAAGUUGAGCCCGAGCCACUAGUUGAAGUUGAAGUGGAUAAGGAGUUGGUUCCCGAAUCAUCUGAACAGCCUAUUGAGUCUGUUGCCUCUCAGCCAGAAGAGGACCCAGUCGUCAACGAGACCACGGAAACAAAGUCUCAGAAAAAGAAGAAAAAGAAGGCAAAGAAGAAGCAGGCUGAUGAGAGCACCGACUUGCCUUCUGAUCUUACGACUGCCGAGGAACAGAUUCCUGCUGUGGAUGCAGCGGAAGCCGAACCCCAGUCUAUUGAUCCUGAAUCAACUCCCACCACUGAGACUGAAGCUCCUAUCGAGACUGAAGCUCCUAUCGAGACGGAAGUUUCUAUCGAGACUGAAGUUCCUAUCGAGACUGAAGUCUCCACUGAAUCCCAGGUUGAGUCUGCGCCAGUGGAAGCUUCCAAAGAGCUUGAAGUCGAGACAUUGCCUGAGGUUCUCGCCGAGUCUACUGGAGUCUUAGAACCGACCGAGGAAUCACCCCUUCAAGCUGCCGAGCCUGACUCAACUGCCUCUGCAGAAGUUGGGUCUGAAGCUGUGGAGCCCACAACCGUUCCUGAGCCCGAGCCACAAACCGAGGCUGCUGUGAUUGAGCCUACUGUGGAUGAUCAGACAGAGGAUUCUGCUGGUCUGUCUAAGAAGGAGGCACGAAAGAACAAGAAGAAGAACAAGAAGAACAAGAGUGUUUCUUCUGUUGCUCCAGAAGAGGAAGUUUCGCGCGAUGUGGUUGAGGAGCAGCCACAAGAGACAGUACCCUCUGCAGAAAUUCAGACCCACCAAGAAGACCAAGAACCUGUUCUUCAAGCCGAGGAUGCUGUCAAAACCGACGAGACUCUGGCCGUAGCGGAAUCAGCGGAAUCAGCGGAGAAAGCCCUUCCCCAAGAUUCCAGCAUCACAGAGGCCCCUGUCCAACCCGAGCAAGAGUCUUCCGACUUCCAGGAUGCUUGGGAGAUGGUAGACCCUACAGCGCCUAAUUCUGUUGAAGGAACCACAGAAGAGCGAAAUGUUCAAGACAUGAGCAUGUCAACUGAAUCUUUUGUCCCCAUCGAAGCACCUACGCCAGAGUUGCAGGAGGGCGAGCAAUCUCGACCUGCCGCCACAGAAGAACAGCCGUUAGAGGAAGUCAAUGUUGUUGCCAACCCAGAAGAGGUAGCCGAGACAGACUCCGAUGCUUUCCACGAAGCCGUCGAGGAGCAGUCUAUUCCGACCGAGGAUGUGAAGGAAGUCGAGACUGAGCUUGCACCCGAAGCUGUUGCAGAUAUCGCCACCUCAACUCCUACCGACAUCCAGGAAACCCAGCCAGAGGAGAUCCCAGAGACUCAAUCAAAGAAGAGCAAGAAAAACAAGAAGAAGAACCGCAAAUCUGCAGCCUUUGACGAGCCGGAAACUCCCUCUGAGCCCCAAGUCGUGCCCGAGGAGACCUCCAAGGAAAUCGAGCCCGAGGAAUUGACAGCCAACACACCUGUCGAAGGCCAAGAACUUGCCGCUGCUCAGUCAUCUGAAGGCCAAGAGCCUCCUGCGGAUGAGACACCAUUAGUUUCCGAGGAGGUUUCCACGGACGCACCGCUCCCAGUUUCUGAGGAGGCAACAGCAAUUGAAGAAGCUAUGCCUAUGCCAUCUGAGCAAGUCGAUGUUGAACCAACACCAUCCACCGAGCCAGUCAAGGAAUCAGAGGAAAAUCAAGACCAGCCUGCUGUCAAUAUUGAAGCAGACGCCGAAGUUCCUUUGACUGCUGCACAAAAGAAGGCCGCGAAGAAGGCUGCGAAGAAGAAGGCAAAGCAAGAGAGCGUCGCUUCAAUUCCCGAAGACACACCGGCCGAGGCUGCUUCUACUGAGAGUCAACUAGUUGAGACUCAAGCUGAGGAGCCUGUCGAGCAGGCGACACCUCUUGUUUCCGAUGAGGCUGCUACAGAUGCCCCAGUCCAGGUUCUUGAGCAGGAAGAGGUGGCUCAAGAGCCUGAGGCUACAUCACCGGAGCAGCUCGAUGUUGAACAAGCAGCUUCCACUGAGUCAACCAAGGAAAUUGAUGAAGCCCAGGAUCAGCCUGUCGCUGAGAUUGAAGGCGAACCUGAAGUGCCCUUGAAUGCAGCUCAAAGAAAGGCCGCUAAGAAGGCCGCCAAAAAGAAGGCUCAGCAGGAGAGCUUGUCUUCUAUCGCAAUCGAGGAGAACCCGGUUACCGAGGCCCCGGCUGAAGUUGCCCCCACUGAGGCGCAGGUAGCCGAACCUCAAACUGACGAGCCUUUGGUUUCUGAGGACACUUCUGUAGAUGCACCAUUACCUGUUUCUGAGGAGGUGGUGGCUCAAGAGCCUGAGGUUGCCUCACCUGAGCAGCUCGAUGUCCAACAAGCAGCUUCCACUGAGUCCAAGGAAAUCGAUGAAGCUCAGGAUCAGCUUGUCACUGAGAUUGAGGCCGAACCCGAGGUGCCAUUAACCGCAUCUCAAAAGAAGGCCGCUAAGAAGGCCGCCAAAAAGAAGGCCCAGCAGGAGAGCUUGUCUUCUAUUGCAGUUGAAGAGAACCCACUUGCUGAGACACCGGCUGAAGUUAUCCCAACUGAGACUCAGGUAGCUGAACCUCAAGCCGAUGAGCCUUUGGCUUCUGAGGAGACUACUGCAGAUGCACCAUUACCUAUUUCUGAGCAGGGGGUGGCUGUCCAAGAGCCAGAGCCCGAGCCUACACCUUCUGACCAGCUUGAUGCCGAGCCAACGUCUACCGAGUCUGUCAAGGAGGUUGAGGUCGAGGAGCUCCAGAACCAGCCAGUCGCCGAGACUGAAACGGAACCCGAAAUUCCCUUGACCGCAGCUCAAAAGAAGGCCGCCAAGAAAGCCGCCAAGAAGAAGGCGAAGCAGGAGAGCGUUUCUUCCAUUCCCGGUGACGAGACCCCGGCUGAAGUCCCCUCGGCAGAGAACCAGCCAGCCGAGGCGGCCCAAGUCAGUGACCCUGUCGACCCUCAAGUGACAGAAUCUUCAGACCCGGUUCCUGAGGUCGAAACUACUAUCAUCGAUGAAACCCAGGAAACCCCUGCCUCCGAAGUCAUUCCAACAGAGGUAGCGGAUACCAAGGAUCCUGAAGCAUCCGAGCCUGUUCUGGAUAUCGUUGAAGAGACUCCUAGUGCUGAAGCUGUUCCCGCCGAGAUUGAGCAGACCAAGGAGCUAGAGGCUGGACCUGAGCCGGCAUUGGAAACUGCUGUGGAGACUGAUACUCAACCAGCUGCAGCUGAGCCCCCCAUCACUGAAGCUUCUGGAGUGCCACAAGAAAAGCCGGAUGUCGAGCAGCAAUCCGAAGAGCCGCCCGCUGGUAUGUCAAAGUCCCAGAAGAAGAAGUGGAGAGAAAAGCAGCGGAAACUGCAGCAGGAAAGCAUGAGCUCUGUUCCUGAGCAGACACCCGCCAUUGAGUCUUCCGCUGUGCCCGAGGCUUCUGCUCCCGAACCAACUCCUGAGCCGGAAUCCCUUCCGACCUCUGCUGUGACUCAAGAGGCUAUCACUGAGACUGCAAAUGAGGCUCCUGUGGAUUCUAGCAUGGACUUAGAUGCUCCCGUUCCCGCUUCCACCGAUGCCCCGGCCAGCGAAGAAGUUACAGUAUCUACGACCGAUGUCGACGCUGUGGAUCCGAGCAAAGAUGUCCAAGCCGAGCCUCUAGCUGAGAAUCCUGUGACCGAAGGGGUUGCUCCUCCUGCCGAGGUGGUCCCUGAUCAGGAAACGCAGGUCGAGGCAGCCGAGGCUGAGCAAACCAAGGAAGAUGAAUCGACGAUGACUGCCGCCGAAAAGAGAAAGGAGAAGAAGAAAAACAAGCGCAAGUCCAAGCAGCUUGAGAGCCAGCCCGCUUCAGACGCUGAGCCUUCUUCUGAGCAAGGACCCACUGAAAAAGCGGAAGAAUCUGUCGAGCCUGAAUCCUCGGCCUCUACCGAGCUCCCUCCUUCAAUUGAGGAAAAUGCAGUCGCGGUAGAAGACGCAGAUUCCGAGCAGAAGGUCGACGAGAAGCCCGAAGGUGAGGAUAGCCAAGACACGCCUGCAAUUGAAAAAGACGCUUCGACAGUUGAUGCUCCAGGCCUUUCUUCUGAGCUUGAACUUGAGCAGGUCACCGGUGUUCCCCAUAUGGAAGAAGUCUCUUCUGAGCCUGUGGUUACGGAUACUAGUGCUGCCAUUGAGACAACCGAAGAGAAUGCACCACCUUCUGGAGAAUCUUCCGAAGACAAGGCUGUAUCUGACCAACUUUCUGAUGAAGCAGUUGCCAGUGCGGAAUUGCCAUCUGAGGUCCGCUCUACCGAAGAGCCCGCAGCUGCGACCGUUGAGAGUGCAGCGACUGAUCAAGCCGACGAAACCGAAUUGAACCUUGCCGGCUCGAAAAAGAAGAACAAGAAAAAGAAGAAGAAGGGACAAUCCACUCCUACCGAGCAAGAGCUACUGCCAGAGUCUCAACCUGAAACUCCUGUAGAAGAAGCCUUGGUUGAGUCCACUCCUAUCGAGGAUGUUGCACCUGUCCUGCAAGAGGAGGCCGCGAACCCCGAAGAAUCCGAGCCACUACAAGAUAAGACUGAGGAUCUUGCAGUUGAGCAGCCAGUUACCGAGGCUGCAGAGACUGAGCCCGAGUCUGUCUCCAAGAAGUCAAAAAAGGAUAAAAAGAAGAAGCGCAAGUCUGUCGCUUUUGACGAUGAAAGCAAUGUGACUCCAUCCGACAGUCAGGCAGAACAGGAGCUGGAAUCCCAGGCUGCGCCUCCGACCGAAGUUGUUGCAAGCGAAUUGACACCUGAAGAGCCUGCUCAGGCACCUGCAGUGGACGAACCCGGGGCCGCUCAAGAGGAAACACCCAAGCAAGUCCUUGACAUUCCCGAGGCUGUUGAACCGAUUGAACAGACCACCGAGCCAGAAGCUCAAGAACCAGAGGGAUCUAAGGAAUUGCAAGAUUCUUCUGCCGCUGUUCAAGAUGAGGAGCAGCCCGAGGCUGUGGCAGCCGCUGAAGGUGAAGAGGAGGAUCUUGACCUCACUAAUCUAUCCGCCAAGGAGCGCAAAAAGAUCAAGAAGCAGAGGGAAAAGGAGAGAAAGAAGAAUGCCAAGUCCGUGGACUUAACCACGCAAGAGCCAUCCACGCCAACGGAGCCCCAGCAACCCGAAACUGAGGCCUCUCAACCCCAGGAUAACGAGACUACUACUACAGAGGGCAUCCCAUCCAUGGAACCAGAUGCCGAGACAAGUAAAUUGGCGGAAACUUCCGGUGUCACCGAGCUUGAUACAACUGCUGCAAUCGAAGAAGCGUCUAGUAAGGAAGCCACAGAAAAAGCUCAACUGGUUGAGCAACAACUAACAAACACCAUAGCUGAGACUCCAGCCGAACCCGAUGUCUCCAAGGAGCUAGAGGGACCUUCUGAGCCUACCACCGAAGCAGAGCCCGACUCUGAGAUGACCGCCGAGGAGCGCCGCAAAGCCAAGAGGGCAGAAAAGAAGAAGAAGCGCAAGUCAAAGACUCCCGGUGCCGACGAACUUAAUGCUGAAUCCGACGCCGCCGCUACAAACAUCGUUCAAGAUGCCGGAAAGGAUACCACGGAGCUCAAUACAUCCGUGACAGCUCCCUCGCCUGCUGAAGAUGACGGUAAAGAAAAUCAGUCCCACGACAUUGGAACGCCCGACGUACCGCCUCAAAGUUUGACUUCGACUGAUGACAUCGUAUCUUCGCAGGUAGAGCAGCCGCAGUUAGAUAAUCGUUCUUCAAAUUAUCCUCCCCAGCCCGUUCUUGAGCGUUCAGAUGAAUUUCGCGAAUCGGAGGAUGGCGUUGAGAAAGGAAGCGAUGAGCCUGUUGCGCCCACUACCCCAGAGGUAGAGGACGCAACGGGUGGAGAAGAGAAGGAUAUUGGUACUGGAGAAAUUGAGGACGAAAAUGUUGAUGAAACGAUAGAGAAAGACUUGGAAAAUGUAUUGAUGGAGGAGGAAAGAGGAGAAGAAAACGUUGAGAUUGUUAAUUUUAAAGAUGAGACUGUGGUGCCAGAGGAAAAGAUGAAUGUGAAUGAAGAGACGACGUCUGAGGUGCUUGAUGAGACACCAGCUCAGAUCACAGAGGAUAUUGCUCUUUCUGGUGAGCUCGAGCCGGUCGAAGUUGAGGAGUCAGGAAACUCCAAAAAACAGAAAAAAAAGGACAAGAAAAAACAGAAGAAGAACCAACAAGAGGAGGAAAACAUUGAAUCAGAGCUCGUCCCCGAGCCAGAGACAGCGGCAGUGGACGAGGGACAAACAGAGGCUGUACCUUCCGCUACCGAGGAAACGGAGAAGGACGUGGUACCGGAACUCGACCCAGUAUCGGCCAUUGAGGAGCUUCCCGUUGAUCAGGAUCCAGCCGCCACUGAUGUACUCGACCCACAGUCAGUUGAAAACGUCAAUACUGCCCUCGAUACUGAGUCUGUCGACGAACAGGCCGACAACAACCCCCAAGAAGAAGCACUGGAAAAAGAGAUUGAGCCUCCUGUUGCUAAUAUCGAGAUUUCCGAAGACCAAUUCAACACCGAGGUUGUGCAAGAGACUGAAGAUGUCGACUCAAAGAUGACUGGGGAAGAACAGCCGGCUGCAACCGGCGAAGCUGAACCCGUUGAGCUCUCUACCGAAGUCCCAUCUCAAGAUACCCCGGUGGAACAGCCAGAGGAAGCUCCGGCCCCAACCUCGGAAGUUUCAAAAGAAGCAGCGGCCGUCCCUCCCGUCGCGGAAGAGCCCGUUGAUGAAUUCAAAGGAAUGAACAAGAAGCAGAAAAAGAAGAAAAUGGCCGAGAAGGCGGCGGCGGCUGCUGCUGCUGCUGCCGCGAUUGAAGCCGAAACUGCGUCUGAACAACAGUCUUUUUUUGAUCAGCCUCAAACCACUGAGCAAGUUUUGGAGACGCCCAUUGAUAAAUCUGAACUUCCAGACGAUGCUCAGCACGAGUCUGUGCAAGUAGACACCAGUGAGCCAUCGGUGCUUAUUCCUGUUGAGCCUGCUGCGGAUGUCUCCGAGCAGCCAGUACAGGAGCCCGAGGCUCCAAUUGAAGUCUCUGAAAAACCGACGGAUCGCGAAAUCAUGGAAGAAGAAGCUGCUGUGGUCGCACCCGAGCUUUCAAAAAAGGAAAAAAGAAAGGCGAAAAAGAAUUCAAAGCAGGGAGGUGCUGGCCUAGCCAUGGAUCUCGCGGACGAACCUUCCGCACCCGUCUCGGAGACUGAACAUGAACAGCCCGAGGCUCCUUUGAAUGUUGAGGCACCUAGCACAGAAGAGCCAGAAGAAAAUGUGUUUGAGACGGAGCCUGAAAUAACAACCGAAGAAACGCCCGUGGAGAACCUGCGCGACAUUGAGAUUGAGCAUGCUGAAUCUGCCGCUACCCAUGAGCAUGACAAGCCUGCAGAGGAACCCCGGAGCCAACUGGAAGACGAGUUUGAGAAAUCCAAUGACGACUUUGUUCCAAUUUCAUUUGAAUCCUCCUUCCCAGCUGAGACCGAUACGCAAGACUACUUCGCCGAGCCUUCUCAAGAUACCGCUGAACCCUUACAUCAGGAAUUCCACACCAAGGAGGAUGAGAAAAAGGAUGAGUUAGAAGGCGUGAGCCAAGUUCAAGCCUUGGAGCAAGAUGUGCAACCCUUGAAUACCGAGCAGUCUUUCGAUGAUCCAUCUCUACAGGUUGAAGAAACCCCCGUGCUUGAUCCAAGGAAGAUGUCCAAGAAAGAAUUACGAAAAGCCAAGAAGAAGGGCCUUUUGCCAGAAGAUGUCCCGGAAAGCCUCGAGGAUGAAACGCCAGAAAGCACUACUGGAGAGAUCUCGGCACCGGUGCCAACUACUGUUGCUGAGGAAGCACAAACUACAGCGACUCCUCAAUUGAUCAGAAACCGUGACCUUGGAACCGUGCCAGAAGUUGAAUAUCUUGAGACAUCGGCACCAAACCCUUCCGAGCCAGUCAACGAAGAGCCAGAGUCAUCACUCUCCCGAAAGGACUCCAAGGCUUCAAAGAAGGCAAAGAAGGCUGCGAAAAAAGCCCAAGCUUUAGAACUUCAAUCGCCAGCUAAUGAGACCGACCACCGCGAAUUGGAGCUGCCUGUCGAAAAAGAACUGUCUUUCAAGGAAGAGCCGGAAACUGAAGCCCUGGUGUCACGUGAGACAAGGCAAGACGAGGAGUGGCCUACGAUUGAAUGGGAGCAAGGAAGCUCUGAAAGGCCUGUGCCGGCCCAUGAUCAAACUACAGAGCCUGAGCCUGCCACCGUUGUCCGAAUCCCCGAUCCCCCCGAGGCCAUCGAGGAGUAUGAUGAGCAUGCCAUUCCAACAGCAUUGCAAGAGGCCCAGGAGCUGGAGGCAGGAUCGGAAGAACCUCUUAGCAAAAGCGCGAAGAAGAAGGCUAAGAAAAACAAGAGGAAGUCCGAGCAAGUGACCUUCGCAGAGCCCACCGAAUCUACACAUGAUUUUACUCAUAAAGACACCGAGCUAGCCAUGGAAUCCAAGGAUGAGUUGCCAGCAGAGAUCUCUGACUCCCGCGAGAUCGAAGUUGAGCCCCCAACGAGGUCUUUGACCCCCGGAGGAUCCAGCGUUGCCAACCUUUUUCCUGGACUACCACGAUCGGGAUUUCGACUGAAGAAGACAGCCGCGUCGGUAAAAGAUAGUGCUGAGGAUGAGACGACAGAGGACUUGGAAGCCAAUCGUGACAUCGCGAUCCCCGUCUCGGAAGCACCCCCUUAUGCGACCACUGAAUCUAAACAGAUUCCCGAAACCGAAGCCGGCCCUGAGCUGGCACUUGAAGCUACAGAGGAAAGCUAUUUCGCCUUGAAACAGCAUGAUCCGGCAACGGAGGUUCUUUCUACGGAGGAAUCUAUUCAUGAACCAGAACUUCCAGUACAAGCCGAACGUUCCUUGGAUAAACCGGCUUCAGGGCCAGUGCAAUCAGGAUUGGAUUUUGAUUUCCUACGCUCAUCCUCGCCUACUCGCAUGGAAGAGCACUCUACGUCUCGGCACCUCCUGCCAUCUCAAAUGGAGGGCGUCGCUGAAGAUGCUUGUGGAUUACGCCGAACUCCCUCCGUUCUCCAUGGGCGCCACCAGCACACUCCCCGGACAUGGAAUUUGGAAGAUCAAACAAUUCCAGCGAUGGCCCCAUCGCCACCUCGAUCUCUCUUUGGACCAUUCCAUGGAGAGCAUGAUUCGAUCUCUCGGCCCCGGACUCCACUAGGCACAAUUGCGGAGCAAGAACCAGUGGAUGGAUUCAAAGCGACCACGGCUCAGCACGGGACGCCCCGCCUCGAAAUUAAGCCUGAGCAUGUCUUGCGACCUGUUACUCCAGAGCGUCCUGUUCCCACUGCACGAAGCAUUUCCCCUGUGCGGAAAUUUACAGACAAUUCUCGUGGGCGGGAAGCUUGGCCAACGCCAGAAAAUGAAGCACGACGCAGCCAGGAAGAUUUGGCAAAAAUUCGCAGUGACGGUGAAUCCCCUAUUCUAAAAACACCUGAGCAUGGGAUGCCAGUGUUGAGGCCCUCCGAUAGCAAGGGCAAGCUGCGUCGCACGAAUCGGAGUACGAGUAGCGAUCUGCGGGCGGCUAGCCGUGCGCUAGACUCCCAGCCUCCCUCAAAUCUCGAUCUCGAUCAGCUUCCUUCUUCUUCCUCUUACGACCCCGUCACCGACAAGGGCAAGCGUCCUAUGCGCAACAUGUCGGAUGUCUAUGAAGGAUGGGGCGAGACUCCCAGUUCCCCGCGGUCGCCCAGCCGACCGCCUAGUGUUCGUCAUCGCCGAAGCAUGCAACACUUACAAGACCUCGAAUCUCGUCUUGACCAACUGAUCUCAGAUAAUCGUCUACUCGCUGCUGCCCGCGAUGAAGCCGAGGACAGAUUGCGCAAUUCCAGUGUCGCUCGACGGAAGAGCGACCAAGCUCUCUACACCAGUGGCGCCGACUUGCGCGACCGCAAAGCAGAGGUAGAACAAUUAAAGAACUCCGUGGACUGGUUGCAAAAGGAGACGACCCGCCUCACUCAAGAAAAUGAAGCCCUGACAGCAUCCAAUGCUGCCCUCGCUGCUGCCCAUGCUGCCGAGGUUAGCAAUGUGCGUGAAUCGUCGACUCGCGAGCUGGACGACCUACGAUCUCAACACGAUAAUCUGUCAAGUCAGGUCGACAGGCGUGUGCGACAAGAAAUUGAGUCUUCCAUAGCUCAGAAAGAUGCUGAGUUGCGGCGCCUACGCACUGAGCUUGAAGCUGCCCGCGACAAAGUCCAGGAAUUACAGCAGCAGAUCUCCGCGUCCGUCCAUGACAACGCCCUAGUCGUCCGAGAUGAAGACUAUUUCCACGCUUCGUGCCAAAAGCUGUGUGGCCAUGUCCAACAAUGGGUCCUCCGCUUCUCGAAGCACUCCGACCAUCGUCGCUGCCGUCCACUGAGUGAAUUAAAAGACGAAAAAAUCGCCGAUCGCUUCGAUAAUGCCCUCCUUGAUGGCUCCGACGCCGAUUCCUUGCUGUCUGACCGAGUGCGCCGCCGCGACGUGUUCAUGUCGGUCGUGAUGAGUAUGGUAUGGGAAUACAUCUUCACUAGAUAUCUAUUUGGUAUGGAUCGGGAACAGCGUCAGAAACUCAAGUCUCUGGAGAAGCAAUUGGGAGAAGUUGGUCCUCGUCGCGCAGUUCAUCGCUGGCGCGCCACCACUUUGACCUUGCUGUCCCGAAGGCCCGCAUUUGCCUCCCAACGCGACAGCGACACUGAAGCCGUCGCUUUGGAGAUUUUCGGUACCUUGUCCCGUGUAUUGCCACCCCCAUCACAAGUGGAAGCGCAAUUGCUCGAAUCUCUGCGCAAGGUACUGCGUGUGGCUGUCACUCUUUCCCUGGAGAUGCGAACUCAGCUGGCUGAGUUCAUCAUGCUGCCUCCGCUUCAACCUGAAUAUGAUACCAAUGGAGACCUGGCCCGCCAGGUUUACUUCAAUGCAUCACUGAUGAAUGAGCGCAGUGGUGAAACCAGUUCGAACGAUGAGCUAGAAUCGCAGCAGGCUGUUGUGCGCAUUGUACUCUUCCCUCUAGUUGUCAAGAAGGGCAACGAUGUUGGUGAGGGUGACGACGAGGUUGUCGUUUGUCCCGCUCAAGUCCUCAUCGCCCGCCCUGGCAAAGACAAGAAGCUAUCUCGAAUGAUGAGUGGUGACCGGAUGUCGCUGGACGCAAACAAAUCCGUUCACAGUGUGGCACCAUCCACCUUCACAAUGGACAUGGGUAGUAAUCAGUUUUGA